GUAGCACAGUUGAACUAAUUUCUAGAAUGUUCGAGCUUGUGUCUUUCCUCCUGUAUCUACUGAUUGCUGUGCAUCUGCAAGGAUCCUUGAAAAGUGAUUCGGUGAGUGGAAACGCUGAACGCCUGGACAGGGUGGAGGAUGCGAUUGGCGAUCUGCAGACGCAAGAGUCGGGAGGUACUGGGAACUUCGUGAAGAUAAAUUCGAGGUUCUUCCACAUUGAGCAGAAUCGAAAAGUCAACUGGUAUGCCGCAUUGAAUAUAUGCCACGAGAUGGGCGGCCAUCUGGCGGAUCCGGCGAACCAACAGGAGCUGAAUUCCAUUAAGCAAAGACUGAUCCGCGGCCGGCACUAUUGGCUGGGGAUCUCCGACCUGGCCAAUGAGGGUUUGUUUCUGUCGCAGAACACUGGCAACAGGGCGACCUUUCUUAGGUGGGUCUAUGGUGAACCAAACAACUACGGAAAUUACGAGCACUGCGUAGAACUGAAGUCACAGCAAAAUAGGGAAUUCCUAAUGAACGACGCCCCAUGUUGGCUUUUGUCCUAUUUUAUUUGCGAGACUAGCUCACCGAAUAAUAAAUAAUGAAUAUCUUAUCAUCAGUUUUCGUUGCAUGCUACUAGCAUCCGGAAAAAUAUAUUUAAUCGUAGGAAUUGUUACUAUUAAGUGAUCCGCUUACAAGUUAAUAAAAGUACAAACUACAUUUACUCGCAAUAAAUGCAUGAUGAA
This is a messenger RNA of Drosophila miranda, 722 nucleotides long. RefSeq names its product C-type lectin 37Db-like. Bases 27 to 578 code for a protein of 183 amino acids. Gene Ontology annotation, cellular component: external side of plasma membrane. The transcript has a single exon. Gene Ontology annotation, biological process: biological process involved in interspecies interaction between organisms. NCBI's taxonomy places the organism in Eukaryota, Metazoa, Arthropoda, Insecta, Diptera, Drosophilidae. Gene Ontology annotation, molecular function: carbohydrate binding. The record is from RefSeq and is a predicted model, not a curated record.